UUUUUUAAAUUUCCCCUUCGUGUGUGUGCGUGUGGAAAUAAAAAAAAUCGGCCACUGUUCCGGAUAGAUGGAGCAACCGUUAAGGAGUUGUUCACCGUCUCUGGCACGGACUGUCUGAUGAUUGAAGAGAAAAUAAAAGAGACAAAUCAAAUAAUCCCGAAAGAAAAAAAAAAUAAAUAAAAAUAAAAACUAAACAAGAGAAAUUACAAACAAGAAAGAAGGAUGGCGUCAUCGGUCAGCAGCAACGGCGGCGGCAAUAACGUCAUGAUCAGGAGCAAAGCCGAUUCGAUUGGAGUCGCCGGAGGAGGUCACACGACAGCGAUGGAUGAACGCAAUACACAAACAGUCGUCGCGAGCAACGCGACAACGGCCAUGAUGGCCACACUGGCGGCCGGGCCGGAAAAGGCGGCUGCAACGGCCGAUGAUUCGGCCAUUUCCUUCAGCGAAGAAGAAGAGGAGGAAGAUGAAGAAGAAGACGAAGAGGAAGAAGACGACGAUGACGAAGAAGGUGAAAUCGACGACCAAGAUGAAGAUGACAACCGUCGGCAACAAUCUUCGCCCGGCACGGCCUCUUCGGCCGCCGCCUUCAACGCAGCCGCAGCGGCCGCCGCUUUCCAGCGUCAACUGCUGGCCAAUUUCCCGAUGUUUCAUCACGCGACGGACGGAUCGAGUAAACUGGAAAACGACCCAUCAAACCCGUCGGCAGCCAUGCGAGCCACAUCGUCGCCCAUCGAACACAACGGCCCCAAUCCGUUCGAGUCGUACAUGGCGGCCGCAGCGGCCGCCGCUGCGGCCAACGCCGAGGCGCUCUUCCGGCACCAGCGGCAACUGCACAACAAUUCGGCGAACAGCGCCAGGCUCAGCGAGAAACGGACGGCCCACGACAGCGGGACGGACGAUAACGACGUGUCCAUCGGAGGUGGCAAAGGUGCCGAUGGGUCCGGGAGCGGCCAAACCAAUCACCAGCAAUUGCCGAGCAACAAGCGCCGCAAGCAAUCGAAACCUGUGCGCAUCAGCAGCGACGAAACGCAAGGCCCCAACGACGAAAACGCGGCCAUGACGGCCUUCCUGGCCGCCCAGACGGCCGCCGCCGCGGCCGCUUUGUUUCAUCAGAACAAUCCGAACGCGUCCAGCGAGGAAGAGGAAGAAGAAGAGGGCGCCCUCUUGCAUCCCAAUUCGAGCGCAGCGUCCAGCGCCAAGCGCAUCAACGGCCAGUAUCAGCAGCAAAUGAUGGACUGGGCCCGAUCGGCUCACUCGGUCGUGGCCGGCAGCAACGAGGGCGAACAAGAAGAAGGUCAAAUUAUCCGCACUUCUUCCGGAUUGGCCUUCGGACCCAUCUUCGAUCAACAACUGGCCAAUCGUUUGCUGAUGGCCGGCCCCAAUUCUUCCUCUUCGGCCGCUCGCAAUUUCGCCGAACUGUUCGCUUCCGGCGGAGGCCCCAACGGCAAAGGAUUUCCCAUCCCUGCGGCCGCUUACGGCGCCAAUUGGAACCAACAGCAGCAGCAGAUGAUGAUGAACAUCAUGUCGAUGAACCGAAACGGCGCCAUGCUGGACGACGGCGAGCUGAGCCGCGGCAGCAGCCACUGUUCCGGAUCGCCGACCGGCGGAUUGGCGGCAGGCGGAAACCACUCGACGUCCGAUGCGAAACGGAACGACGAGAACGGCGAACGAUCCCAUGCCGAUUCGCCGUUCGCCUUGCGCCACAUGUUCAAAUACGGAUCGACGUCCGGCGCAUUCUUCCCGCCCGGCGGACCUUCCAUCUCAUCCGCACACAAUCCGUUCCUCUUUCCAUUCCUGUCCUCGUCUUCGGCCGGCAAUUCCCCGCUGGCCAAUCAGUCGAUGGGAAGGGGAGGGCUGGUGGGGUCUCCCGGCGGCCUGGGCGGAAGCAUCCGCAUCUUCAAUCCGGACGCCUACUGCGAGCUGUGCAACAAAGAGUUUUGCAACAAAUACUUCCUCAAGACGCACAAGGCCAACAAGCACGGCAUCUUCGUCGACAACGUCCCGACGACCAGCGGCGGCGGAGGGACUCCAUCCGUCACGCCGGAUGGCCGAAUAACGUGCCCGACUUCGAUUGCGACGACGCCGACCGCCAGCAGCGUCCACCAGCCGCUUCCGUUCUCCGUGUCGAGCUCUCCGUUUGGCCCGCCGUCCUUGUCUCUGACGGUCGGCGCCAUGACGUACCCGAUGCAUCCGCCGUCGACGGAAUUGGCCGGCAUGGACGCGAUCAGCUAUUCGCCCGUGGCCACAACGUCGUCGUCUUCGCCGUCGAAAUCAAUUUAUCCGAGCGUCGGAGCGUCGUCGACGUCGGCCGCGACGCUCUCGACGACGGCCACGACUACCAUCCCAUCGCUGGCGCCCAUAACGACGCCAACGAGCGGAAUGAGCGGAAUGAGCGGAGGCGCCGGACUGAUGGACUUCUUCCCGAUGUGGCCGUCGCAAACAACGACGCCUCCCGUGACGAGCGUCAACAGCACGAUGGUGACGUCGUCGAUGAUGCCCUCCUUGUCGACGUCGAGUGGCAAACCGCCACACCUGCCCGGCAUCGUCAAUCCGGAAGCGUAUUGCGACCUGUGCCAGAAGGAGUUUUGCAACAAGUAUUUCCUCAAGAGACACAAGGCCAAAAUGCACGGCAUCGUUCCGCCCGAAGGAUCGACGGCUCCUUCCGGGGCUUCGGCCCCAUCGUCCGGCGGAGGUGGGUCUUCGUCUCACAAGAGAAGCAGAUCUCAUUCGUCCAAAGCGGCCUCGUCGGCCGCUGUUGAUCUCAUCAAAAUCCCGCUGACUCCGGCCGUCGGUCCCGUCACCUCUCCGGCCAGGAGUUUCAACCUGUCGGCAGGCGGAAGCGAGACGGUUUUGGAACACAUCCAUCCGCCGUCGACGUCCGGCGAAGAUCCAAACGCCCCGACGCCUUUCAAUUUAAUGAUGCAAAGCGGAGGUGGUGGUGGGCCGGCCAGCGCUAACAAUAACGAAACUGGUGCGAGCGCAGCUGUUUCGACAUCCAGCGCUUCCGCUAAAAUGGAUUCCAACAGCAGCGCUGGGCAGCAGCGCCAGGACGGCCACAGUUUGUCGUUGCUGAAAAUUCCGACGCCGUCGCUGUCCGCCAUGUUUUCAUCACCACCCAUGGAUGGCCAUCCGGCCCGCGUUCAUCAUUCCAAAACGCCUUGUUCGUCGUCUUCCGGAGGCGCUAACGCGGUAGCACCUCCGCCGCAGCAAAUGUUUACACCUGAGCGUCUCCGCCAGAUGGGCGUCAUCAACACGGAAGCCUUUUGCGAGAUUUGCUGCAAGGAAUUUUGCAACAAAUAUUUUUUGCGGACGCACAAGUACAAGAAGCACGGGAUUGGGUCCAUGCCGGAACAGCCGCAACAAUCUCAACAACAGCCAUCCAAUCCAUCCGCAUCGUCGGAAUCAUCGACGGGCAUGGUCCGCCAACAUCAUUACAACAACAACAAUAAUAACAAUAAUAAAAGAGGCGGACCGAGCCCAACCGGAUCGGCCAAACAAGCGAACGACAUCCACGCGGAACAGAAGACGCCCUUGAAUUUGGUAUCCACUCCGCCCGUCACGACGCCAACAACAACAACAACGCCAACAACAAAUGGGGGUCAAGCGGACGGUGGAAUGCCGCUGACUUGCGAUCUCUGCCAGAGGCCGUUCCAGUCGGCUUACCUGUUGCACAUGCACCGCACCUACUUCCACAAUCAGCCGCCACCUGCGGCGGAUGAAUCGAUCCACGAAAACGACACGUCCGUCACCGGAAUGGACGAAGACACUCCGUCGGACAACGAGGAAGAGGAACAGCAUUUCAAUAACUCACCGAGGCCGGCGUCGGUGGCCGUCAAAUCAGAGCCGGAAGGCCGGAAUGCGGAUGAAGAUCGACCCGUUUCGACGGGCGGAGGAGAAGCCAACAAUUCAUCCGGCGGGAUCACCAUCAGCGCAGACUUGCAGAAACUCCAGUCGAUGAUCAUGGAAUUGAACGGAUCUCCAUCGGCGGCUGCGGCCGCGGCCGCUUCCAUGGUCAACGAAGGCGACCGGAGGCGUUGCUGGACGGACGGACCUGUGAAAAACGCGAGUAAUAACAUCAUCCAGCCGAAUUCCGCUGGCAAUAACGAGCCGGGCAAUCAUUACAUUAGCGGCAGCGGUGGCGGCAUCGUCAAGAUCGUCAAUCCGGCGUCCAGCGAUCCGUCCGAUUUGACCUCAUCAUCGUCCAGCAUUUGCCACCUGUGCGGAAAUAAAGAUUUCUUGACGCCAUCCUUCCUACAAAUUCACAUGCAAAAUUACCACGGCAUCAAUGCCGGCGGAGGAGUGGAUCCAUCGGCGGCCGCCAUGGAAGCGGCCGUCGCCGCGGCCGCUUCCCAACUGGGUCUGGAUCGUUUGCUCGAUUUCGGGCCUCCCCCCGCACCUUCGUCCACAUCCGGACAUCAUCACCAUCACGGGGGCAAACGUUCCGGCGGAGGCCGUUCCACGUCGUCGGCGUCGCCGGCGGCAAAUCGCAGCUUCUGCCAGAUCUGCAACAAGGAACUCUGCAACAAGUAUUUCAUGAAGACGCACAUGCUGAAGAUGCACGGGAUUCACCUGGAGGCCAGCGGCGGCGGCGCCCAAAUCGGCGGCGUCCAGUGCGACAUUUGCCAUAAAGAACUCUGCUCCAAAUACUUUCUCAAAGUCCACAAACAAAAUACUCACGGCAUCGGAUUCACCGACCACGAAAUGUUACCCAACGGCCUGAGCGGCACCAUGUUGAAGGAGGCGCAGCAUCCGGCCGUCAUGGAUCUCUCCUUCCACCAGCAGCAAAUGCAACACGCCGAUGGAUCAAACAGUCCGAGCAAAUCGUCGGCCGUCAGCGAAUGCUGUCCUUUGUGUCCCAAGAAAUUCAAGAGCACAAAGGCCCUGAAGGCGCAUUUGAAUCACGAUCAUUCCGGCUCUUCCGGCACGUCGUCCGCAACGGCCUGCUGCUACAUUUGCAAUCAACAGUUUGGCGACGUCGUGGCGCUUCAAGUUCACCUGAUCAAGAGUCACGCAUCUCAUUUGAUGGAUCACCAGACUCCGCCGCCGCAAGUUCCAGCCUCCGGUGCGGCCACCACGUCCGGCAACAACGAGCAGACCAAUCAGGGCUGUUUGUUAUCGUCCCCAUCGCCAAAGACUUCGCCAACGUCGUUCCAGCGUUCGAAUUAUUGCGACUUCAGCGCCGCAUCGACGCCGGCCUAUUUGUUCGCCAACGAACGGCCAGGACAGGUGGCGGACGGAUGUCCUCCGAUGCCGGGUCUCGUUCCAGCGUCCAACACUGCCAAUUCUCGGCCAUCCAGCGCCGUCGGAAGACGAUCAUCGCCUCCUGCCAAUCAGCAAAAGAUUCAAUGUCCGCUCUGCGGCCAGCAAUUGCCGCUGGAACAGUUCCAGACUCACCUGAUGGCCCACCAGUUGCCCAUCAAUUUCCUGCACACUCUGAUGCCUCCGUCGGCUUCGGCUGGAACAACGGCGCCAGCCUCUCACGCCGACGAAGAGCAGGACGAUCUGGCCGUCGUCAAUCAACAGCAAGGCCAGGCGAAACGGAGGCCAGCUGGACGUCGUCGACGUCGUUACCGAUGUUCCGUCUGCAGCCGGAAAUUCGCCACGCGUCAGCUCUGCCUCACUCACAUCUUGCAACGCCAUCCGCCUUCGAUGCGGAGCCACAACUGCACGGCCAGCAAAGGCAGCGCGUUCGGCUUGUCCUCCCCGACUUCGCCCGCCUCUUGCCAGACGGUCCAGUCUCAGCAACGGACGUUAACUUGUCCCCGUUGCGGCUACGCGACCCGCCAGCCGCAGUUGCUCCGGCUCCACUUGCGGACGCAGCAGUGCAUUCCGGUCGUGGCGCGCAAUCCGGACCUGCAACAGCUGCCUCCUUACCUGGCCGUGCCCACUUCGACGGCCAGCGUGGGCAACGCUGUAGGCCACCCGUCGCGUCUGGCGGCCAUCGUCAACAACAAACAGGGACUGGGCGUGCAGAGCGUGCAGGGCCAGCACGCCCAUCGUCAGGAUUUCGUCCUGCAGGCGUUCCUGCUGACCCAGCCGGACGCGGACAAAUCGUCCAAGAGCCGACGGUCAGCCGAGAGCAAUCAGGAUCAAGCCAACGGACAUUACGAUCACGACGAUUCGGUCAGCGAUCGUUUGGCCAGCAAAUCAAACGGCAAUCGCGUGAGCCAAGAGUCCGGCAAACAGACGUCGGACGAUCAACAGGACGGCCCGGCGACGGCCAAUAACCAAGGAGACAACGGCGAACAAGACGAGCAGGAAGAAGGUCAGAAUCAGAGUUGCAAUUUCAUCCCGUCGUUGAUUCUGUUGCCCGUCAAUCGACGCAUUGCCAAUCCGCUUUCCUUGACGUUUAGCCUCACACCUGCUUAAAAAAAAAAUAUGGGGCGAAAAAAGAAAAACAAAAGAAGGUCGUUAUUAUUUUUCGAUUUAUUUCUCUUUUUUAUCCCGCAAGAUUUGAAUUUCGUUUCUAGUCCCGUGUCAUUUGUUUUUCUCUUUUUUUUUUUUUUUUUUUUUUUGGUGUUGCAUUUUGAUUUGUCCCUUUCGUAAACAUCCGGCGGUAAAAUAGCUCUUUUUAAUUUCAAGUCAAUUCUUUUAACUUAAAAAAAAAAAUAUUGUUUUUUGGACGGAGUUUAAAUAAUGAAAUUUAAAAAGAGUCUAGUCAGCCGCUGGAUUAGAAGGACAACUACACGUGAGGAAAUUGAUUUCUCUCCAUUACAACACAAAAACACAGGGUCUUUUCAAAAAAUAAAAAAACAAAAAUUCGUUGUUAUAAUAACAAAAAUUAAAAAAAAAAAAAAAACACAAAAAAAAAGAUGGGGGAAUUUUGAAUUCAAAAAGAAAAGAAAUGAUUUGUCUUGGCAUUUUUUUUUUUUUAAAUUGCCACUGCAACAACUGCAAACUAUAAUCAAAUACCGGGGCCUCGCUUAUGUCUCUCUUUAAUAUCUUACAUAAAAGAAAUUUUCUUUUUUUUUUUCUCUUUUCAAAUGUUUUUUUUUUUUUUCGAGUAUGUCUUGAUUGAAUUUUAGUCUGAAUGAGAUCGUGAAUUUUUCACUUCAAAUGAAUUUUGUACGUUUUAAUUUUUUUUUUUGGGAAUGUUUCGUUUGGUGUGUGUCGAUUAGUUGUCGGUAUUUAAAAGUGACCCUUCGUUCGCGUGACGUCCCCCCCCCCUUCCACCCCAAUAAAAAAAAACAAAAAACUAUUGCUGAUGGAUGUCGCGCACACACCUCCACCCACUUUUGCUGUCGUCUUCCUGUGUCGUGUUGUUUUUCUUUUUUGUUGGUUACUUGUAAAGAACAAUUUCGGGACACCACAAAAACGCGGACGUGUAAAAACGAACAUGUUGCGGGAAAAAGUUUAAACUGCCGGGAACGACGCCAAACAUUCAGGGAUCAUUUAUUAUUAAUUUGUUUUUAAACGUGAAUGAUCGCAUUUCUUUUUCUUUUUUUUUCAGUUUAAUAUGUAAAAAAAAAUAACAUUCCAGAAAUUUAAAAUUCAGCCAUUCCAUACAAAAUGUAGCGCAUUCCAAUUUAUCCUAGUCGAAUAUCAUUUGUUCAGUUUCUUAAGUUCAUUUGAAUUCAUUUUUCGAUUAUUUUUGGACAAGGAAAAAGAAAAACUAAUUGUCUCUUUUUGUUGCACGUUCAACGUCGUGUGUUAUCGAUUUUGUUUUGUUUUUUUCUUUCUUUCUUUAGUUCCUCGUCUUAGUGUGUUAUGUCCGUGUGUGUCUGUGUGUGUAUGGCAAUUAAUAUAAUUGAUUUAGACCUGGUUUGCUUUGUGUUUCUUUUUGUUUAUCCCCACAUUUUUUUUCUUAUUUAAAUUUGUUUUUCAUAUAUUUUAUCCCAUUCCUUUUAUUUAUUUUUUUUUUUUACAUCCAUUCCCGGAAAAAAAAUUUGGACGUCCAGCGCUACUGCCCAUUUUCUGUUGUUCCAACAGAUUUAUUAUUUUAAAAAAAAAGAUAUGACGAACAUCAGCUAAAAAAAAAACAUCGACUUUUUUCUCCUUUUAGCGACAAGAAAACAUAACGUGAGAUACAUAAAAAAAAAAAAAAAAAAAAAAAUGGGGGGGAGAAAGAUUGACCUUCCGUGCGGUUCAAAUGCCCCGCCCUUGUUUGCCCAGAAAAAAAAAAGCGGAUAGUCGAUUGUCAUCAAUUUUUGAAGAGCGUUUCGCGAAGACGCAAGAAAAGCUCCUAUCAAACAGAAGUACACUAAGCAAUGCAUUGUCCUAGUCUCUCUUUUUCUAAGAAACCAAAUAUUAUUUCGUGAUUACGAGGCUAACCACUUCACCUUUUCGUAUUUUAAAGAAUACAAAAAAUUCGGCUUUCUUUUAAUGACGAAAAAAAAAAAAAUUUUAAGUUCUAUCCAAUCGAAAAAGAAUAGAGAGUUAUGUGUAGUACAAUAUUUCAGGCUCCACCCCAUUCUUGUUAGUCCCGCGCUCUGGCGUCCCGAACGUCCGAAUCAAUAAUAGCUUCUUUCUUUCUCUCUCUCUCUCUCUCUCUCCCCCCCUCUCUUGUUUUUCAACUGGGUGGAGAGGGGGGGGAGAGAGAGAGACAAGAAAUAGAAGAACUCGAAAAAGUGGAUGAAAGUGAAAAUAGAAGAGAGAAAGACAAAAAUACAAGAGAAAAAAAAAAAAAAAAAAAAAAGAGGGGGGACUUUGACGCGCCCUCCCACCCAACUUGAUUCGAUUCCUUUUGAUUAAAGACUCCUCCGCCAUCACUUUUUCCCCCUCCUUUUUUUUUUAUCUCCAUCCAUCUCUUUCUGUCUUAUAUUACGUAUUGUACACAGAGUAACACACGUACAUUCAGAGAAGAUAUAAAUACCCAAGUUUUUCAUGACUCCAACUGCGCUAAAAAAGGAGAAAGAAGCUGAAGCAGCGCAUACACAAUGCGUCAGAUGGAAAAAAAAAAACGGGCCGACUAAGCGAAAAAAAACAAAAGAGCCAAUCCAAAAACAGGACAAACAGAAAAGGAGUAGCAAUAAAAGUUGCCACAUCAAAAACGUUCUUGAUGUCUAUUUAGGAAAGCCAAACAUUCAGAUUUACUCGUGAACAAAUUGAGUCACUAAUAAAAUCAAAUGUAAGCGACAUCCUCUACAAAAUGAAACGAAAGGUUCUAAAUGACCCCAACAGCAGCUACAACACACAUCAAACAAGUCUACAAUUAAUAAGUUUGGCGGUGCUGUAUUCAUUUUUCUUUACUAGCGGAACAUGAACCGGCAAACGUAAAGUGCUAGACUGUAAAAAAACAAAACAAAUCUAAACUUGUGUUUGUAAGACGAUAGCAAAGAGACCUUUAAAGGGCAUUUGAAAAGGCUGACCACCUGCUGCCCCGGUUGAAACUCUUUAGCAUUCACACGACGAGCUUUGUUUUCAUGGUUUUAUAGAAUCGAUUGAUUUUGUUGGAUAAAAACAAGUUCAUUAUUUUGAUUUUUAAAAAAUUCAACUUUCCCGAACGAAAUUCAAUUCAAUUGGACUCCCGCGUAUUUAUCCUGCUCGGAAAAAAAAAAAAGAAUGUAGAAAAUAAUGGCAAAGAGGCAAACGUCAUAGCGGGGGGGAUGAUUGUUGUUCAACCCUCUGUUCUUUUUCUUGCGACGCCAGUGGAACGCAAUAAGAGAUGGGGGGGGGGGGGACGUGAUGAGAAAAGAGGGUGGACUGCGACGGCGCCAAAUAUAAGGGUCGAUUGAUAUUUUUCCAAUUGCUCAGCGUCCAAAACAAGACUUUCCCCCUACUGAUAUUUACAGCAGUUAAUAUGUCUAGUCAAUCAUUUAAAAAAUAAAACGAUAUGGGCUUAUUUCCAUCGCAGGCAAGAGGUAAUUCAAUUCGGAAGUACUGGCCAUCAUGUACCGCGACGCCUACCGACGUCCCUUUUCCUUCGUCCUUUUCCUUUUAUGUUUCUUAUUUCCUACAUGUUUACGCUUUUCUCGAAAUUUUCAGUUUUUGAAUUAUUUUUUUUUAAAUUGCAUGAUUUUAAAUGGUUUCUUAACAUAAUGGCGUCGUCCGGCAAUUUUCAAUUGAUUAAAAAAAAAAAAAAGCAAUGACGGGACACGGAGAUGGCGAUUUGGUGGAUUUCCCUCAUCUACGUUUAUGAAAUGUUACAAUUUACGUUGAUUGUAUAGCACGUAGCAAAACAAAAAACAAAAUGCUUUGUGUUUUUGGGAUUGAUUCGUUUUGAAAAUCUCAGCACACGCGGCAAACUACACGAAAAUCAAAAUGGUCGAGUCCUUAAAAGAGUUUUGAACAAUGUUUUAAUGAAUAAUUCUUUUACGUGUGUCUUUUGUGCGUGUAAAUCGUGUCGUCGUAAUACUCGAACGUAAUAAUUCAAAAACCCAAUUUCGAGAACAUGAAAAUAUUCCCCCGUAAUUACAUGCGACCUAAAGAAAAACCGUGAAUAAUAGGCGAGUAAUCGUCUCUAACAGAAAAAUCAAAAUUGAUCGUGGCUUUCUUAUCAAACAAUUUCUUGUUCCCCACAGUUUUUUUUUUCGUGUUUUGAUUUUUCCCAUGCAAAUUGUCGUGUCCCCCUGUUUUUUUUUCGUAUUCAAAUUUGAAUUGUGCUAUUUAUAUCACGUGACGCAAAGGUAUCAAUAAGGAGCAGAGAAAACAAAAAAAAAAAAAAAUUGGAAAAACCUGAAAGAUGUGGACUUUAAAUGUCGUCAUUCGUCGUAUUUCGUCUUGUUUUGAUCCACCCCCAAAAAUCGAGAAUGUCCAUUUUGAAUUACAAUCGAUGUGAAAUUUCAUUUGCAACUUCCCUUUUGUUUUUAAAAAUUUUUUAAAGUUCCUAAACGAUGCCAACAAAAGACAAAUAAGUUCCUAUGGACGAGGCUUUAAAAAGAGCAACGGUCAAGUUCCUACAAUGAUUCAUCACCAUGUCGUUCAUCCCCAUUUUCCAAAACAUUCAACGUCUUGUCCCGCAUUUCCAAAUCUGUUCACGCCGUUCGACUCGAAAAAAAUUCCUUGUGUGUAUGUGUGAGUGUGUAAAUGAGCGCCCCCUGAUGGAACAUUUCUUCCUCUCACUACCUUCACUCAGUCUAUCCCCUCCCCCCCAAGAAAUAAAAAAAAAAAAUAAAAUCUCCCGCCGUUUCUAAUUUGAAUCCUGUGAAUUUUCUUUGUUUAAAAUUCAAUUUUAUGUUUGAAAUCUCAUUUUGGAUUC
Daphnia carinata is the source of this 11137-nucleotide messenger RNA. RefSeq names its product serine-rich adhesin for platelets-like. The coding region runs from base 223 to 6369 and encodes 2048 amino acids. The record is from RefSeq and is a predicted model, not a curated record. Lineage: Eukaryota; Metazoa; Arthropoda; Branchiopoda; Diplostraca; Daphniidae. The transcript has a single exon.